AUGAUUAAAUAUGGACUGCUUCGGGCUAUUAGGUCUUCCCACUUACAUUUGCUACGGAAUGCUUCGACCAAGCCUUUCUACGUCACAUCUCCUAUCUUUUACGUAAAUGGAAAGCCUCAUUUGGGGCACUUGUAUAGUAUGCUAUUGUGCGAUACUAGAAAUAGGUGGGAAAAGUUGAAUCCGGGUAGAAGUUCCUAUUUCCUUACAGGAACUGAUGAACAUGGUCUUAAGAUUCAAGCGGCAGCCGAAAGUCAAGGUUUGCAUCCAAAGGAGCUCGUUGAUACUGUCUCGAGGAACUUCAUAACGUUGGCUGAAAAGUUAGACUUAAAGUAUGAUAGAUUUAUUAGAACAACAGAUCAAGAUCAUGUUGAAACUGUGCAAGAAUUUUGGAGAAUUAUGUCAGCGAAAGGGUUGAUAUAUGAAGGUAAACACAGUGGUUGGUAUUCCAUUAGUGAUGAGACGUUUUACCCAGAGACACAAAUUGAAAGAGUGAUAGACUCUGAAGGUCGCCAUAAAAUGAUUUCGAAGGAAACACGAAAUGAAGUCAUAAAGCUGGAAGAAAUCAACUAUCGUUUCAAGUUAUCACAAUUUCAGGAUAAGUUGAUUAGUUUUUUAGAAAGUAAUCCGGGCUUUAUUGAACCAAAAUCUAAGUAUAGAGAGCUUUUAGCCGAACUUAAAACUACUAGCCUUCCAGAUUUAUCUGUUUCACGUCCUUCCUCGAGAUUAACAUGGGGAAUAGACGUUCCUGGCGAUCCGUCUCAAAAGAUAUAUGUUUGGUUUGAUGCGUUGAUUAAUUAUAUCACAGCUGCUGGUUUCCCAGGAAAGUUCCAUCCAAAUGGAACUGGUGUCCUAGUUACACCAGAUGAUGCUAUUUGGCCAGCUACUCACGUCAUCGGCAAGGACAUAUUGAGGUUUCAUUGUAUAUACUGGCCUAUUUUCCUUAUUGCGGCUGGCAUAGAGCUUCCUAAGCAGGUUAUUGUACAUUCCCAUUGGUUAUCGGACUCAUUCAAAAUGAGUAAAAGUUUAGGUAAUGUAGUUGACCCUAUUGAAACGUUUGAAUACUAUGGUCAAGACUCGUUGAGGUUUUUUUUGGCCGAGUAUUCCAACAUUGAGACAGACUGCAACUUCAAUGAGCAAAAUUUUUAUUAUACGAGAGAGACUUUAAUUGGCAAGUAUGCCAAUCUUAUGACAAGGUGUGGUGGAAAAUCCUUUAACAUAAAAAAGAGUGUUGAACUUUAUAAAGAAGGAAUGUAUAAUAAUAUUGACCAAAUCUUGCACGAAAGUAAUCUUAGUCAUGUCAAUUCAAAAGACUUGAUAAAUCAAGUUGAAACAUACACUCACUCUUUGAACAACUUGUUUGAUAGAAUGAAUUCAAAAGUUAUGAAAUUCGAUCUCAUGAAAGGUAUUCAAGAAUGGUGGCAAGUCGUUGAACAAGCCAACCAGAUUUUUCAACUGGGAGAACCAUGGGCUUAUUCGAAAUUUUUAAAGGGCUCUGAUUUAGGAGAAGAUAAUAAGAAGAAUUACUACCUUCUUCAAAAUUACUUUGUGUUUCUAGCUUCAGAGGGUUGCCGCAUAUGUUCAAUUCUAAUAAACCCCAUCAUUCCCAGUCUUUCCACCAGUAUUCUAGAUCGUUUAUCGGUUGCUGACUCUCAUAGAAAUGCUGAUUUUUGUAAAAUUGGUCAGGAUCUCAGUUAUGGAGAUAAUGCAAAUUCGAAGAACCAUAAAAUACCUAUCGAACGCAUUCCCAUAAGAUCCAAAAAAGAAUAA
Priceomyces carsonii is the source of this 1767-nucleotide messenger RNA. RefSeq names its product methionine--tRNA ligase (gene MSM1). Gene Ontology annotation, biological process: methionyl-tRNA aminoacylation. Lineage: Eukaryota; Fungi; Ascomycota; Pichiomycetes; Serinales; Debaryomycetaceae. Bases 1 to 1767 code for a protein of 588 amino acids. The record is from RefSeq and is a predicted model, not a curated record. The transcript has a single exon. Gene Ontology annotation, molecular function: ATP binding; methionine-tRNA ligase activity.